AUGCGGGGAAAGCGUUCAAAGCAGUAUCGCAAGCUCAUGGAGCAGUUCGCCAUGAGCUUCGGCUUCCGCGAACCGUACCAGGUUCUUGUCGACGCUGAGAUGGUCCUGGAUUCGUGUCGGUUCAAGAUGGACCUUGAGCCCGCGCUGAGCAGGACUGUUCAUGGGACCGUGAAACCCAUGAUUACGCAAUGCGAGAUUCGAAAAUUGUACGCGCGCAAGGACGAACCGGGAGUCGGCGAAGCCAUUGAAGCGGCCAAGUCUUGCGAACGCCGACGCUGCGGUCAUCACCCAGACGAAUAUCCAGAACCGCAAAGCACAAUGGAUUGCUUGCUGUCUGUGGUGGACCCCAAGGACAAGGGGGAGAAUAAGCACCGAUACGUGGUGGCAAGCCAGAGCCAAGAAGUCAGGCGAAUGCUACGUGGUGUCCGAGGAGUACCGUUAAUCUACAUCCGCCGAAGCGUCAUGAUCCUGGAACCCAUGUCCGACGAGAGCGCCCAGACGCGUGCGAGAGAGGAAAGGAGCAAGUUCAGAGCCGAGAUCAAGACGGCCCUCGGAAAGAGGAAACCCGGGGCCUGGGACGACCAUGAGGACACGGCUAGUGACGCCAACGUGGCGGAAAAGCCCAAGAGCAAGAAGAAGCGCGGACCCAGGGGCCCAAAUCCUCUAUCAAUGAAGAAGGCGACGAAGAAGACACAGGGGGAUGCCCCGCUGACAAAGCCGAUGCCGAGUGCGGAGGCGCCUGCAGAUGCGCCUGCAGAUGCGCCGUCCAAGAGAAAACGGCGGAGAAAGAACAAGGCAGCCGUCGAGGCGGCGGAUGGCGGAGGUGAUGGCUCCCAACCAGCGGAUGCGAAUGGCGAUUCGAGUUGA
Hirsutella rhossiliensis is the source of this 867-nucleotide messenger RNA. RefSeq names its product fcf1 domain-containing protein. The record is from RefSeq and is a predicted model, not a curated record. Gene Ontology annotation, molecular function: small ribosomal subunit rRNA binding. The transcript is spliced from 4 exons. The coding region runs from base 1 to 867 and encodes 288 amino acids. NCBI's taxonomy places the organism in Eukaryota, Fungi, Ascomycota, Sordariomycetes, Hypocreales, Ophiocordycipitaceae. Gene Ontology annotation, cellular component: small-subunit processome; nucleolus.